UCCGCGUUCUAGCAAGAGCAUUGCACACAAGUGGAAGGGAAUGUGGAAACCCACAUGUGACCUGUCACUUCGGACAGGAGGUGGAAGCAUAUGUAAAGUUUUGGAGACAUGGGGGUGUAGGCUUUCUUUCCCAAAUUCAGCAAAGUCCUUGUCCUCGUCCUCAUAUACCUCUCAGACACCCCUUCGAACCCAGGCAGAGAAGGAGAAACGGAGAAAAGUGCGGGAAAAAGCCAUACAUAGCAGCGAUGUUGAUAACAAAGGGAUGAAAUGGACAGAAAAGGAGAAAAUAACAUACCCCCUGGACACUCUUCCUGGAGACAAGAAAGACACGACUCUGCCCUUCCCUCAGUCCUACAGCCCUCAGUAUGUAGAGUCUACAUGGUACCAGUGGUGGGAGGAAAAGGGGUUCUUUCGUCCUGAACAGCAUGAGAAACUGCCACAGGCUGUCAAUCAGUACUUCUCCCUGUGUAUCCCUCCACCAAAUGUGACUGGUACUUUGCACAUUGGACAUGCCCUCACAGUGGCUAUAGAGGAUGCCUUGGCUCGUUGGAGACGGAUGCAGGGCUACAAAGUGCUGUGGGUUCCAGGGUGUGACCAUGCUGGUAUUGCCACACAGACAGUUGUUGAGAGGAGGUUGCUGAAGGAACAUGGGAAACGCAGACAGGACUAUACCAGGGAAGAGUUUCUACAGGAGGUUUGGAAGUGGAAAAAUGAUAAAGGAGAUGAAAUUUAUCAUCAGUUGAGGAAACUUGGGGCUUCGUUGGACUGGAGUAGGGCUUGUUUCACCCUCGACCAGGAUUUCAGUAGAGCCGUAACAGAGGCCUUUGUAAGGAUGUGUGACUCUGGCCUGAUCUAUCGCUCUGAGAGUUUAGUCAACUGGAGUUGUGCGCUGGAGUCAGCCAUUUCAGACAUUGAGGUUGACUCAAAGGAACUUUCUGGAAGAACUCUAUUGUCUGUUCCUGGUUAUCAGAGAAAAGUGGAAUUUGGCACCAUGGUCACAUUUGCAUAUCCCCUAGAUGGAGAGGAUGGGGAGGUUGCUGUGUCAACCACACGUCCUGAGACCAUGCUGGGAGAUGUAGCUAUUGUUGUGCAUCCCAAUGACUCCCGGUACCAGGCUCUCCAUGGUAAGCAGUGCAGACACCCAUUUACAGGCAGACUAUUACCCAUCAUCACUGACACCAUGGUGGACAUGCAGCUUGGCACAGGGGCUGUCAAGGUGACUCCAGCCCAUGAUCACACAGACUUUCUGCUCUCUCAGAGACACUCUCUCCCACGUCUCACCGUGAUCGGAGGAGAUGGCAAUAUGACGUCCCUGUGUGGAAAGUGGUUGGAGGGCGUGAAACGAUUUGAAGCUAGGGAACGAGUGAUGGAUGCAUUAAUGGAGAAUAAGAUGUUUAAGGGAAAGAGGGAUCAUCCCAUGUCUUUGCCUGUUUGCAGUCGCUCUGGAGAUGUGAUUGAACCCCUGCUAAAGAAACAGUGGUUUGUUCGCUGCGAAGAAAUGGCAAACAAAGCCAUUAAGGCUGUGGAUGAGGGAAAGCUGGAAAUAAUCCCUCAUUUUUACACAAAAACCUGGAGGAAUUGGCUUUCCAACAUCAGUGAUUGGUGCAUAUCCCGACAGCUCUGGUGGGGUCACCAGAUUCCAGCCUAUCGCGUGUCCCUGUCAAACCAAGACAGCGCACAGGAGGAGAUGUGGGUGUGGGGCAGGACUGAGGCAGAGGCCAGGGAACGCGCCGUCUCAAAGUUUGGACUGACUCCUGAUACCAUUACACUUACACAGGACCCAGAUGUGUUGGAUACCUGGUUUUCCUCUGGUCUCUUCCCCUUUGCCAUGCUGGGCUGGCCUCAGCAGACAGAGGACCUGAAGCAGUUUUACCCAAACACUAUUUUGGAGACAGGGAGUGACCUCAUCUUUUUCUGGGUGGCCAGAAUGGUGAUGCUUGGCACGGAACUGACCGGACAGCUGCCUUUCAAACAGGUGCUGCUGCAUUCUUUGGUGAGGGAUAAACAUGGGAGGAAGAUGAGUAAGUCUCUGGGAAAUGUCAUUGACCCUUUGGAUGUCAUCUCAGGUGUCUCUCUGGAGAGGCUUCAAGAGAAAGUGAAGGAAGGGAACUUGGAUCCAAGAGAGACGGCUGUCGCUAUGGAAGCACAGCGGAAAGAUUUCCCCCAAGGGAUUCCGGAAUGCGGCACAGAUGCCCUGCGAUUCGCCCUUUGCUUGUAUAAGGCCCAGGGAGAAGACAUCAGUCUGUCUGUGUCCCAGGUGUUGAGCUGCAGACAUUUCUGUAAUAAGAUGUGGCAGACGGUUCGCUUCACUCUGGGAGUUCUACAAGACAGGGACACACCACUGACAACUCUGUCUCAGACUUCUCCUUUGUCCAGUAUAGAUAGGUGGAUCUGCUCCAGACUGUACAGUACUGUAAGGCAGUGUGAGGAGGGUUUUGAGAACUAUGAGCUGCACAAUGUCACUUCAGCCCUGCACUCCUUCUGGCUCCACAGCCUCUGUGACGUCUACCUGGAGUGCAUCAAGCCGAUGUUGAGCCAACAGGACUGGGGCUCCGAUGGACAGAGCGCUGCAGAUGCAGCAUCGGAGACAGAGGGAGACAGAGGGAGGCAGGUGGCCAGAGCUGUUCUUUAUCAUUGUGUGUCCACCUCUCUCACCCUCCUCUCUCCUUUCAUGCCUUUCCUCACAGAAGAGCUCUGGCAAAGACUUCAACCCCACAGCCCAGAUUCCAGCAGUGCAGCUGCCAGCCUGUGUCUUCAGCCUUAUCCGAAGUCCUCUCAACUGACCCACUGGCACUUUCCUGAGGAAGAAGCUAAUUUUCCUUUGGUACAGGAACUAGUCAGGGUGGCAAGGUCACUGCGGGCGCAGUAUCACAUGACUAAGGAGAGACCUAAGAUGUGGGCAGUAUGUGCCCCAGACCAAGCUCCAAUCCUGCUCAAUUUCAGCUCUGCUAUUUGCACUCUGGGACGAAUCUCUGAAUUUCACCUCCACUGCCCUCAAGAGAUGGCUGACUCUCUCCCCCUCCCUUCUGCCCCACUUCCAACCAAAGGCAGUGCGAUGGGAGUAGUCAACCAUUCUUGUCAGUUACACCUAGAUGUUGAGAGUGGGGUUAAUGUCGACAGACAAAGUGCCAUGCUCUCCCAGCGCAGAGAGAAGCUGCGCUCCCAGCUUGAACAGUUGCUUUCUCGAGUGAGAGCGCCAAACUACACAGACAGGGUUCCUGAACAUGUGAGGCAGGAAACACAAAAUAGGAUUUCAGCCUUAGAACAAGACCUGAAGAACAUUGAGGACCAACUUUUGGUUUUGAGGAAUAUGAAAAAACAAGACAUGUGAAAGAAAACAAAGAGCUUGACAUUGAAUAGAUCAAAAUUGACAUUGAAGAGAGAAAACAGCAUGAAGUGGAUCUGACCGUU
Messenger RNA from Chanos chanos (milkfish), 3411 nucleotides. RefSeq names its product valyl-tRNA synthetase 2, mitochondrial (gene vars2). Gene Ontology annotation, cellular component: cytosol. The coding region runs from base 41 to 3331 and encodes 1096 amino acids. Gene Ontology annotation, biological process: valyl-tRNA aminoacylation. Gene Ontology annotation, molecular function: ATP binding; valine-tRNA ligase activity; aminoacyl-tRNA deacylase activity. The transcript is spliced from 30 exons. NCBI's taxonomy places the organism in Eukaryota, Metazoa, Chordata, Actinopteri, Gonorynchiformes, Chanidae. The record is from RefSeq and is a predicted model, not a curated record.